This is a messenger RNA of Suillus clintonianus, 867 nucleotides long. Its product is annotated as dienelactone hydrolase. The record is from RefSeq and is a predicted model, not a curated record. The transcript is spliced from 11 exons. NCBI's taxonomy places the organism in Eukaryota, Fungi, Basidiomycota, Agaricomycetes, Boletales, Suillaceae. Gene Ontology annotation, molecular function: hydrolase activity. The coding region runs from base 1 to 867 and encodes 288 amino acids.
AUGCUCAUCACCAAAACAUUCCACGACGUGUCCAGCAAACUCGACAACGGGCGUCCAAUCCGUAUCUUUGUGGUUUCUCCUGUUGUCCCAAACUAUCCCCAAGCAAAGUUUCCCGGUGUGGUAUGCUUCAGUGAAAUCUAUCAAGUAACAGGGCCAGUGGAAAGGUUUGCUGGUCAGAUCGCGAGCCAGGGAUUUGUGGUCGCUUGCCCAUCAAGCUACCAUGAGUUUGAGGGACCAGAGGCCAUUCCGUAUGAUAACGAAGGGGGAAUAGGUACAAGGCAAGCCCCUUCAUAUCGUGACGAUCUGCAUUCUCAUCUACUUUUGUGUCAGAUCGAGAAAUCCGUAGCUGCGUACGACGAGGAUUGCACACUCUCCGUUGAUCUUCUGGUUUCUUUGCCAAACUGCAACGGUCGCAUUGCAGCGACUGGAAUGUGCUUGGGAGGGCAUUUGGCAUUUCGGGCUGCUUUUGAUCCCCGUGUACUGUCUUCAGUAUGCUUCUUCGCGACUGAUGUCCACAGUGCAACCCUUGGCAAAGGCAAGAAUGACGACUCUCUUGCGCGUGUUCACAAGGGAGAUAUGACAGGCAAAGGUGAACUCGUGAUGAUCUUCGGGAAACAGGACACACAUGUCCCUCGCGAAGGUCGGGAUCUCAUCCGCAAAACUGUUGAGGAUGCCAAUGUGCUCUGCUCUUUUCUGGAGGUACAGGCGCAGCACGCGUUCAUCAGAGAUGAAUCCUCAAAAGGUCGAUGGGACGCUGCCCUCACGCGGUCCUUGUUUACGUUUAUGAUGGAGGUGUUUGAAAGAACUAUCGGGAGAGAUCUCGGGCCCAGAGUCGACAAAGGAGAGAAAGUCGAGCACGUAUGCUAG